Molecule: messenger RNA, 1106 nt
Organism: Marchantia polymorpha subsp. ruderalis
Lineage: Eukaryota; Viridiplantae; Streptophyta; Marchantiopsida; Marchantiales; Marchantiaceae
Source: the annotation of a GenBank genome assembly
UGUAGUGGAGGAAUCGUAACCACAGUUGGAGCAGCCCUCGCGGUUGGGUUAGCGCUGCGGUCGGACAGACCGCGGGUGUUUCCGAUCGGAGGGAAGCAAAGCUGCAGUCCGCCGAAGCAGCUGCGCUGAGGAUAGUGCCCUGUCACGGUUCCACUUGUGACCUCUCGCGACUGAGCUCGGCCGCUCGCUCGCUCUCUCUCUCUCUCUCGCUUGCUGGCUGCUCUGCUGUUGCAAAUUUCCCGAACCCGAUUCGGCUCUUGAUUGUGCGAGAGACAUGGCGAUGGUGCCCGGAGGCUCUGACGGUGAUGGCGACAGUGUGGACUUUCCGGGGCCCAUGGGCGAAGCCAGACAGGGUCCUUUGGUUUGCGCUUUUAAAGGCAUGGGCGAUGCUCUUGCCGGUGCUGUGAUGGGGUCGGUUUUCGGAUUCGGAUCUGGACUAUUCAAAAAGCAGGGCUUCAAGGUAGCACUACAAGAAGGUGGAUCUUCAGCAAAGACAUUUGCCCUCCUAUCAGGAGUACAUAGUGUCGUUUCUUGCUACCUGAGAAGGAUACGGGGUGUGGAAGACGCUUUAAAUGCGGGUAUUGCUGGCUGCGCCACUGGCCUUGCUUUGAGCACUCCAGGGAGUCCUCAAGCUUUACUUCAAAGUUGUGUUAGUUUUGGUGUGUUUUCUUACAUCCUGGAGUCGCUUAACAAACCCAGAGCUGCUAUGGCAGCGACGAAAUCUUACACAUCAAGGCCGUCACAACAGAAAGACUUCCCGCAAUUGAUGCAAGCUUUGGUUCCUGUGCUUCCACCUUUCACUCUACCCCCCUUUGCAGGACUUUUUGCACAAUUUCGUCCGUCAAAGCCAAGCGAUGAUCAAUCCAGACGUACUUGAUGCUAAUGCAGCCCUUAAGAUCUUAGUCGAUAGUUCCUAGUUGGACAAGUUACGAAGACACCCUGUAGAAGAUUUUGGAUCUCAAAUGUACAUUGUCGAUCAAGAUGGACUUCUUGACAUUGUUUCAAAAGAAGUUCUGAACAGAGAAAAAAAAAGAAUAAAACUUGAAAGUCCGUCCAGAAGAGGCUGUACUGAGAACCCUCGAGUCUCAAUUGUUAUUUUGGCAUGG